AUGGAAUACGAAAGAAGCAGCGACGGCGGGAAUGGUAAUGGUCAAGGUCGAUUGAUCAUUGACGAAGAAAAGCUUGCCAUUUUAAAGUCUUUCUUCAUAAGCAGAAAUAUGGACUCAACCAAGAAGCAGAACCUCGCUGUUAUAAAAGAAUGUGCAAACCAAACAAUGCUCACAGAACAACAAGUGAAGCACUGGAUAAGUAAUUAUAGGGCAAAAACGAGUGGACGGAUAUCAGGAAAAGUAGGAAAAAGCAGAUUAAUGAGAAAAAGAUCUGGCUUUAAUGUAUUUGCCAGUGAGAACCUAUUCAAAGAAAGCAGUGGAUCUUCCUCUAAUGCCUUCAAAAACAUUGGUGACAAAUGGAGAAGCCUUUCAGAUGAACAAAAAGACACCUUUAGAAGAAAAGCAUUGGAAUCAGAUAAAGAUGUUUGCCUUCCUUCCAACAAUGCCAAGGCUAAAAAAAUAAUAAACAAUAUGAUGAAAGAGGUUCAAGAAUUGGAAGCUUUAGGAGGCCACUGUUUAUUGAUCUGCGGCUUUGAAGGCCAUGUUUUCCAUGGCUCAACAGAUGUCGGCAAUAAGAUGUUGAAUGAUAGCGAAAACGAUUUGGUACAUCACUUCGCCAAUUUGCUGCAGUGUUCUCAGGAUGGAAAGGAGAAUAUUUCCGUAAAAGCUAUUCAAGAACUUUUUAAUAAAAAAUACGGUGAAGUUGUGAAAAAGAAAAACGGGAAAAUGCCAUAUUCGAAAAUUCAAGAAUAUGGUAUUGCUUUUAUCGGACUUCCAGCUCAUCUGGAGAUAGAUAUUGGAACUACACCACGAAAGCCUGCUCUGUACGGUUCGGCUCAGCGUCGUGAAUUGUGGCAGUCUAGAAAUGCUUGGUCAUUAACUAUUACUUCAUCAAGUAAUCUUAUUUCCAAUGCUCACACUGAUGCCGGUCAUUCUGCUCUCCAAUCUAUUUCUGAUCCUGUUGUCUCUAACUACAUGUUGUUUGGUCUGAUGGCGAAGAAUAGUAAUGAUGUACAGGCUAUAGCAGUAGUAUCGGGACAAACUCGCGUCCACGGCGAAACGUGGGAGUUGGAAAUGUUGUUGUCGAAAUUCGCCGCAUUAUUCAACCUGGGUUGCUUCCUUUUUGUCCUGGUGCAUUUGAUACGGACGAAUGUGUCGUCGUAG
Messenger RNA from Dendronephthya gigantea, 1164 nucleotides. RefSeq lists its product as uncharacterized. Gene Ontology annotation, molecular function: DNA binding. The transcript has 7 exons. The record is from RefSeq and is a predicted model, not a curated record. The coding region runs from base 1 to 1164 and encodes 387 amino acids. NCBI's taxonomy places the organism in Eukaryota, Metazoa, Cnidaria, Anthozoa, Malacalcyonacea, Nephtheidae.